AGACGUAAUGAAUGAAUUUUUGAUAAUUAUUUUAUCUUUUUUUUUUCAUUUCGUGGAAUUGUCUGAAGAAAGCAAAGAAUAGAAAACUCAGUAAAGAAAUUUAGGUUACAACAUACAACUUCUGUUUAAUUUUGAUGUCAUUUAUUGAUUCAGUUAUUGAAGUACUUGAUUUUUGAAAAAUCGACGAUGAUACAUUUUCUCGAAAAAAUUCAGUAAACUCGGUUGAUUUUCAUCAGAAACACUCGAGAAAUGGAAAACAGUAAUUCCUUCAAAAUUUCAAACACUUCAGCUGGCGAUAAGGAAAGCACAAUGCACUCCUCGCUACAACAGUAUUACCACAACGUAAUGGAGAACACGAAGCUCAGCUCAAUUAAAAUUGAUAGAGCAGCAAGAUUUCUCCUUUUGCCGGAAAUUGCCAAUCUGACGGGUGAUCAUACGAAAGCUAUGUUCCUUUUGUCGAAAGGAUUAACGCAUGAUGAAGUAUCAGAAGCAUUUAAAUUAUAUUACCGCGAACAAAAGGGAGCAUUAGUUAAGACAAUUUUUCAGCCCGAUGUCGCGGAGUUGGCAUUGAAUAAUGUUAGUCAAACCGAUAAUAAUUCUUUAGCUUGUGUUUCAAGGAAACACCCGAAUGAUACCCCGAGUGGUCUCUCCAUCUUUUUCAAUUUAUGCCAAAGAGUGAUGGUUUUGGCAGGAAUCUCCACUGCAUUUUAUUAUUUAUAUCAAAACACCUUGUUGCAGAAAUGGCGUGCAGAUAAAGCUAAGGAAAACAAAACUAAAAAAGAACAUAAACGUAUUGAAGAAGAAUUGAAUCAGAUAAAAUCAGAAUUACAAAAAAUUACUGCCGAAUUGAAAUUGCAACAGUUGACUGGAAAAACAAAUGCCAAUCUUGCAGCUGAAAUCAAUUCUCUAAAAGCAAUUUUAGUUAGCAGGCAACAUUUCGAAGAAUUGCAAAAUAAAAAAGUUUCUUUACCAUCGUGGCAGCUAAAUGCAUCGAAGGCUUCUAACUCUCCGGAAAUAAAUGCAAUCAAUAAUACCGAUGUCAUUGUCAGCAAUGGCGGAUCCGAAUGUACUCCAUCACCUUGUGAUUCAUCGCCAAUAGUCCAAGAAAAAUCAAAUGAAUCAAUUAAAAUUGAAUCUAACGAAAAAAAUACUCCCAAUGAUAUUCAGAUUAGUAUGAAUGGAAGUACCGAGGGUGAAGAAAAAAUAGUAAUUAGUAAUGUUAGUAGCGAUAGUGUUUCUGACACGAUCCCUAAAACGAAAAAAACCAACACCAAAAACAACAAAAAUUCGAAAUCAAAAGUAGGGCUAAACGACAAGGAGAAUGGAAAAACAUUGAAGCAAAAUGGUGUCGUGAGAAUUAAUUCUGAUUGAAAAUUUGCAAACUCAGUAAUUGAUUGAAAAUGAAAAUUAAUGCGGGUUGAUGUUACGUUGUGUGUAUGCUACUAUGUAUUUUUUUAUUUUGAUUUUGCCAAUUGUUUUGAACAAAAUAAUUCAUUUUUUAAUUACGUUAAUUUUAAUGAUUUCUGAAAAAGAAAAGUCAGUCGUCAACAUUAAGGAAAUAAUAUUGUUCAUUGAUCGUUUGAUUCAUUCUAUUUUAUUCGUUUUUUAUAUGGUUGUAUUUUUUAGAAUUUUUAUGAUUUUAAAAAUUUGUUUUCAUGAUCCUCGUGUGCUAUGAUUUGAAAAUAUUGUACAUUGGUUCUGAAUCAUGAUUUAUUUCAACGAUAUCGUUAUGCGUACAUGAAAGGCAUUAUUGCAGACGUGCUGACUUGCCGUCUGUUGUUUGGUAUUAUUGCAUUAUUAUAAUUAUGUAUUUUGUCUACUGUUCACUUUUUUAUGAAUAUAUUGUAUUGGAAGUGGUUA
Planococcus citri (citrus mealybug) is the source of this 1860-nucleotide messenger RNA. RefSeq lists its product as uncharacterized. The record is from RefSeq and is a predicted model, not a curated record. The coding region runs from base 250 to 1371 and encodes 373 amino acids. Lineage: Eukaryota; Metazoa; Arthropoda; Insecta; Hemiptera; Pseudococcidae. The transcript is spliced from 6 exons.